AUGCUACUCACAUAUGUGAAAGAUGAAACGCUUAUGCCAUUGUGCAUCACUCAGUCAAGUCAAGAAAUAGUUUGUACCAAUGAAAGUAAACAUGCUCGUAAUCUUGUAGGCAGAGUGAAAUUAUUUCCUUCAAUAGAAAAUGUAUCUAUUGAUAAUUCAACUAUUGAGAGUAUUUUAUUAUCAAACUGUGAAAAACAUACCAAAGCAAUUCAGAAAGUACACAAUUCUGUGAAGCACUUUCCUACCUUAUCAACUUACAGAUUUCUGUAUGCAGAGAUUUUAUCAAGGAGUUCAAGUCAAGACUCGUUAAUGCAUGCUCUUGAGGAAAUAACCAUCGCUGUGACCAAUGAUAAUUCAGUUAUUUUAUACAGAGAAAAGAAAUUAUCGGUCCUAAUAUUCAAGAUGAUAUUUUUGGUUCAUCGUCAAUAG
Heterobilharzia americana is the source of this 429-nucleotide messenger RNA. The record is from the annotation of a GenBank genome assembly. Lineage: Eukaryota; Metazoa; Platyhelminthes; Trematoda; Strigeidida; Schistosomatidae.